AUGUAAAUAAAUGGCCGUUUAUCUUCUUAUUAAAUUCAUUCAGAGAUUAAUGUCGAGAAGGAAGCUGCUGAAAUGGCAUCCAGAAUUAUGGAUCGAGUUCGUCAAAAACAAAAUAUCAAAUCUUCAUAAAGACUUACCAUCAAAGGUGAAGCCUUUAGAUCUACUGAAUAUCAAGGCAGAUUGUCAGAAUUUUCAUCCAUACGUCAAGGAACAAAUUCAAUCAGAGACAAAAAAGAAAUAGAUUUUAAAUCUAAUUUCAGACAAUCUCAAUCAACUUACAAUCAGUUUUAAUCGAAUCCAAAACAUAUUGAAAUAGUAAAGACACCUUAAAAAUUUAACUUAAAAUUAUAAUCAUCAACUGAAUUAAAUGAUUUGCAUCAACAAACCAUCAAUUUACACAAUAAUUAUUAUCCUCCUGAACCAUAAUCUUAAUCUACCACUGAUAAACCAGACAGCAACAAACUUAUUAAAUUGAUGUAAUCAAUUAAUCAAUUUAUUUUAGGGAUACCAUGAAUAGCAUUGUUAAUGGAAAAUCAGAAUCAAAUGUAAAAAAUAGAAAAAUUGAUAGUAUCACUCACUCUAAAUCCAUUUUAAGUAAUAAAACUACUCAAAUUUCAACUCCUCUUAAAUUAAAUAAAGAAGAAAUAGUUUCACAAUUAUUAGGCAGUCUUAGAAACUCUAAUAAAUACUCAGAAUAUGCAAACUCAGGCUAAAAAUGAAUCUGCAC
Molecule: messenger RNA, 727 nt
Organism: Paramecium sonneborni
Lineage: Eukaryota; Ciliophora; Oligohymenophorea; Peniculida; Parameciidae
Source: the annotation of a GenBank genome assembly